This is a messenger RNA of Mobula hypostoma (lesser devil ray), 4928 nucleotides long. RefSeq names its product hemicentin-1-like. The record is from RefSeq and is a predicted model, not a curated record. The coding region runs from base 1 to 960 and encodes 319 amino acids. Lineage: Eukaryota; Metazoa; Chordata; Chondrichthyes; Myliobatiformes; Myliobatidae. The transcript is spliced from 6 exons.
AUGACGCCAAUAACAGAAGGGAAACCAUUUACCGCCAGCGUAUCAGCCGUCCAGCACCGGGCUCGGAGUGGUGCUGGAACGCAGGCUUUCUCUCCCACUGUGAAGGGAGCUCGGGGAAAGUCGGUCUUCUUAUCUCCCGGGAUCUCAGUCGGAAAGGACCUUUAUGAGAUUGUGUGGAAACUGACAUCACUCAGUAGCAGGAUAGUGCAAUACAUAAAGGGGAGCACUGAAAUUUUCAUGGCUGAGUACGAGCAACGGAUAACUCUACAUCCUGGGAACUUCAGUCUGGAAAUCCGUGAUGUACGGAGAGCGGAUGCUGGUGAUUAUGAGGUGACUGUUACCACAGGUUCAGGAGCUGAAUCCAAAAGGAUAGUUCGACUGGAGGUGUACGAGCCUGUGUCCGGAGCAAACAUCAAGUUCCAGUGCAUCCCCGGGAUCAGUGACGUCAUCCUAACCUGCUCUGUGACCUCAGGCGACUCCCCCACAUUCAGGUGGUGGAGAGAAGAAGCAGCUGUGGGAGACAACAGCAACUAUCGCGCUUGGAAACACGGAGAGACGGUAGAGGUUCAUUACACAGCAGAGGUUAAAGAUGUUGUGUACACGUGUGAGGCCAGGAACACUGUCAGUAAGGACACAGCACGGAUCCCACUGCAGGACGUCUGUAAACGCAACGUGCCGUCGCCUGAUUCAACACUGGCGGCCACGUCUCAGAGAUCGUUCCUGAUUAUCAGACUCAUAGUGUUGGUGAUUUUCCUGAUCUCCGCUGUCCCCACGAUUUGCUGGGUCACAUGGGGGAACGGAGCUGAACGAAGUUCCAACAGAGAUGAGCACCGUUUACAGAGACUUCAGUGCAUGAAGAAAGAUUGCGGUGACCGGCAGCCUCCUGAGUGGAACGAAAGGGCAAUGGCACAUUUCUCCAGGGAAAGGAGAAACUGGGGCACUGAACCCAUCGAUCUGUAGGACCCCCUCACCUCAACAGAAAAACACACAGCUCUGCACACAGUGGUCCUGGGGAAAUGAACCUGUCAGUCCACUGGGACCAGCCUCAGCUCAACACAGAAACGUAAAAUGCGACAUACAGAUACACUGGGUACACUGUCCCACCCCAGUCACUGGGGAACACUGCCCCUACUCACCCAGGCACUGGGGUACACUGUCCCCACACUCCCAGUCACUGGGAUACACUGUCCCACACACCCAGUCACUGGGAUACACUGUCCCCACACUUCCAGUCACUGGGGAAUACUGUCCCCUACUCACCCGGUCACUGGGGUGCACUGUCCCCACACUCCCAGUCACUGGGUACAUUGUCCCCACACACCCAGUCACUGGGGAACACUGUCCCUCAACCUCCCAGUCACUGGGGAACACUGUGCAUCACACUCCCAGUCACUGGGUUACACUGUCUCCUCACACACCCAGUCACUGGGGAACACUGUCCCUCAACCUCCCAGUCACUGGGGAACAUUAUUGCCCCACUAUCCCAAAAACUGGGUUCAAUAGGUACAUUCAAUGUCAGAGAAAUGGAUACAAUAUACAUCCUGAAAUUCUUUUUCUUCGCAAACAUCCAUGAAAACAGAAGAGUACCCCAAAGAAUGACUGUCAGUUAAAACGUCAGAAUCCCUAAGUCCCCCCAGCUCCCCCUCCUACACACAAGCAGCAGUAAGGCAAUGAUAACCCCCCAUCCCCCCACAACCCCACCGGCAAAAAGCAUCAGUGUCCUCCACUGAGCACUCAAAUGUGCAGCAAAGACACAGACUUGUAGAACUCCAAAAACUACUCGUUCACCCGGUAUUUCAACAUAUCUGUGGCACGUGGCCAACUGGUUAAGGCGUUGGUCUAGUGAUCUGAAGGUCGCUAGUUCGAGCCUCAACUGAGGCAGUGUGUUGUGUCCUUGAGCAAUGCACUUAACCACACAUUGCUCUGUGACCGGUGCCAAGCUGUAUGGGUCCUAGUGCCCUUCCCUUGGUCAACAUUGGUGGCAUGGAGAGAGGAGACGCAGCAUGGGCAACUGCCGGUCUUCCAUACAACCUUGCCCAGGCCUCAGUCAUCAUCGAAAAUCGAUGGACAGCCGCAGAGAAAUUCAACAUACCUAAUCAGGGAAAAAGGGGUGUACCAGUUUCACAGCAAGAGGGAGACAUAACAAAGAACUUGCUGAUUUAUGAUGUUAAAUGUCUGUUGUGUCACUUUUUCCGAGCUCUCCAGAAACACAAAAAGGUGCAGCUAUCGAGAAACAACCCCCGGCAGCUAACCCGUUGCUCCCGAUGUUUCAUAUUCUCCCACGACGCUUCAGUCAUGGUCACUGGCCUAGAAUCAACAUGUCCCCAGAGCCACGAAAUCUGGAACCCUGAAGGUGCGCUUGCCUUCCAGACUGCGUUGUUGGGAUAUCAAAGAGCGCCCGGUCGUAAUGUCCUGAGAGCAGGUUCAACUCCCGCAAAGAACUGAAGUCAGGAGGUAACACCAGGUCAGGGUCUUCAAAAGGAUCUUGAAAAGGAGAGAAAGGAGAUAUCCAAAAUAGAAAUAGAGCUGGUUGUAAAGGAGUCACCAUUUAGCAUCAUUUUAACUUCACCCCUCUUCCAUGACCCCUCACAGUUACAGGGGUAAAGUGUCCUCCACACACACAGUUACAGAGGUACAGUGUCCUCCACACAUACAGUUACAGGGGUACAGUGUCCACCACACACACAGUUACAGGGGUACAGUGUCCUCCACACACAUAGUUACAGGGGUAAAGUGUCCUCCACACACCCAGUUACAGGGGUACAGUGUCCUCCACACAUACAGUUACAGGGGUACAGUGCCCUCCACACACACAGUUACAGGGGUACAGUGUCCACCACACACACAGUUACAGGGGUACAGUGUCCACCACACACACAGUUACAGGGGUACAGUGUCCUCCACACACACAGUUACAGGAGUAAAGUGUCCUCCACACACCCAGUUACAGGGGUACAGUGUCCUCCACACACACAGUUACAGGGGUACAGUGUCCACCACACACACAGUUACAGGGGUACAGUGUCCUCCACACACAUAGUUACAGGGGUAAAGUGUCCUCCACACACCCAGUUACAGGGGUACAGUGUCCUCCACACACACAGUUAAAGGUACAGUGUCCUCCACACACACAGUUACAGGGGUACAGUGUCCACCACACACACAGUUACAGGGGUACAGUGUCCUCCACACACACAGUUAAAGGUACAGUGUCCUCCACACACACAGUUACAGAGGUACAGUGUCCUCUACACACACAGUUACAGAGGUACAGUGUCCUCCACACACACAGUUACAGGGGUAAAGUGUCCUCCACACACACAGUUACAGGGGUACAGUGUCCACCACACACACAGUUACAGGGGUACAGUGUCCUCCACACACACAGUUAAAGGUACAGUGUCCUCCACACACACAGUUACAGGGGUAAAGUGUCCUCCACACACACAGUUACAGGGGUACAGUGUCCUCCACACACACACAGUUAGAGGUACAGUGUCCUCCACACACACAGUUACAGGGGUACAAUAUCCACCAUGCACUUAGUCAACAGGUACACUGUCCCUACACACCCAGUCACUGGGGUACAUUCACUGCAUAGCCACAUCUUGAAGUCACCCUGAGGGUGAAGGAGCAACACCUCAUAUUCUCUCUGGUUAGCUGCAAAUCCAAUGGCAUGAAUGUUGAUUUCUCCUUCCAGUAAAAAAUAAAAUCCCUCCCCUACUCUUUUCUUCACUCUGCCCCCCCCCGCCCCCGAGAGAGAGGAACCCAGAGACACUGGUCAGUGAACUUAGAUCCCCGAGAGACAUUGGUCAGCGUACAGAUCUCCCCAUCAGAGAGGGACAGAGAGACAAUGGUCAGUGUACAGAUCUCCCCCUGAGAGACACUGGUCAGCGUACAGAUCUCCCCAUCAGAGAGGGGCUGAGAGACACUGGUCAGUGUACAGAUCUCCCCCUGAGAGACACUGGUCAGCGUACAGAUCUCCCCAUCAGAGAGGGGCUGAGAGACACUGGUCAGUGUACAAAUCUCCCCCUGAGAGAGAGGGACAGAGAGACAAUGGUCAGUGUACAGAUCUCCCCCUGAGAGAGGGGGAAACUGAGAGAAACCGGUCAGUGUACAGAUCUCCCCAUCAGAGAGUGGCUGAGAGACACUGGUCAGUGUACAGAUCUCCCCCUGAGAGAGAGGGACUGAGAGAUACUGGUCAGUGUACAGAUCUCCCCCUGAGAGAGAGGGACUGAGAGACACUGGUCAGUGUACAGAUCUUCCCCCAGAGUGAGAGGUACAAAGGGACACUGGUCAGUGUACAGAUCUCCCCCUGAGAGAUACUGGUCAGUGUACAGAUUUCUCCCUGAGAGAGAGGGACAGAGAGACACUAGUCAGUGUACAGAUCUCCCCCUGAGAGAGAGGGUCUGAGAGACACUGGUCAGUGUACGGAUCUCCCCCUGAGAGAGAGGGACAGAGGGACACUGGUCAGUGUAUAGAUCUGUCCCUGAGAGACACCGGUCAGUGUACAGAUCUCCCCCUGAGACACACCGCUCCAAGUACAUUACUGCUACGCCCUCCCAGCAAUAUCCAAUGUAUAUAUACUUCUAUAAAUAUAUAUACUAUAUAAAAGAGUUUGAGAGAGAGAAAUGGGUUCUUGAAUUCUCCUAAUAACAUGGACAUUAAAUAUUUUAAAAAUUUCUUCAUUCUACAGGAGCCUCCGCUCCCGCACCAGCAGGCACAGGAAGAGCUUCUUCCCUGAGGCUGUGACCCUGCUGAAACUCACAGCACAGCGCUAAGCAGUGUUGCACCCAUAUUGUACUGUCUCAGUACUUUUAUAUUUGUGUGCUGUAGCAUUUACUUUUUAUUUACAGUUAUUUUGUAAAUAACACUAUUCUUUGCAUUCCUGGUUGGAUGCUAACUGCAUUUCAUUGGCUUUGUAUCUG